Molecule: messenger RNA, 2825 nt
Organism: Artibeus jamaicensis (Jamaican fruit-eating bat)
Lineage: Eukaryota; Metazoa; Chordata; Mammalia; Chiroptera; Phyllostomidae
Gene: RMP64
Product: nucleolus and neural progenitor protein
Exons: 9
Coding region: 67-1758 (563 amino acids)
Biological process (GO): positive regulation of Notch signaling pathway
Cellular component (GO): nucleus
Source: RefSeq, a predicted model, not a curated record
CCUCCUUCGGUUGCACCACCGCUCUCGUCCAGCCCCGCCUUUCCUGGCCCCUCCCUGUCAAGCAGCAUGGCCGCGGUGCUGCAGGGCCCGGAGCCUUGGAACCGCGUGAGAAUCCCUAAGGCGGGGAGCAGCACUACAGUGACAGUACAGGACCUCGGCGAGUCCUUGGACCUUUGUGUUGCAGCUGUAAUCAAAGAGUGCUCUCUGGUUACACUGUCACUGAAGAGCCAGACCUUAGAUGCAGAAGCAGGUGUGUUAUGCGCGGUCCUUUACAGCAAUCACUACAGAAUGGGCCGCCACAAGCCUCACUUGGCCCUGAAACAGGUUGAACAAUGUUUAAAACGUUUGAAAAACAUGAACUUGGAGGGUUCCAUUCAAGAACUGUCUGACUCGUUUUCUUCCAAUGAAAAUCAGCCUUUAACAACUGAAGUGCGUAUCAUUCCCAGCCAGCCAGUGGUAGAAUUGGUGCUGGUGAAGAUUUUGGGAGCCUGUAAAUUAUUACUUCGCUUGAUGGACUGUUGCUGCAAGACAUUUCUCUUGACUGUGAAACACCUAGGUUUGCAAGAAUUCAUUAUUUUAAACCUUGUGAUAGUUGGGUUGGUGAGCAGAUUAUGGGUUCUCUAUAAAGGUGUUUUAAAAAGGCUGAUUUCUUUAUAUGAGCCAUUGUUUGGAUUGCUUCAAGAGGUCUCUAGGAUUCAACCAUUGCCUUACUUCGAAGAUUUUAUCUUUCCUUCUGAUAUUAUUGAAUUUUUAGGACAACCCUAUUUUGAGGUCUUUAAGAAAAAUAUGCCUGCAGCUUUUGCAGCUAAAGGAGUAACUAAAUUGCUAAAUAAACUGUUCUUAACAAAAGAGCAGUCACUGAGAUGCAGUGAAGAAACUUCACUUAGAAUUUCCAAAAAAACUAAACAAAUGAAGAUCAAUCUACAGAAUAAUGUGGAUCUUGGAGAGCCAGUAAAGAAUAAGAAAAUCCUCAAAGAAAAAUCAUGUGGAUUUGAUGUGAGAGCUUUCUGCAGACAGCUGAAACACAAAGCUAUUCAGGAGGCCAGCUCUGAGCUUAAAUGUCCUCAGCCCCACCUAAAAGCAACCAAACAUUCUUCUCAGGAAGUGAUAGGAACUCCUUGUGCCGAAAGUUUGGUGCAAAGAUUGCAAGAGGCUGAGACUUUCAUACAACUUUCUGAAGAAAUCCAAAUGGCGAUUUUAUGGUGCAGGAGCAAAAAACUCAAGGCUCAGGCUUCCUUUCUGGGCAACAAACUUCUUAAAAGUAACCGCCUUAAACAUGUGGAAGCCCAAGGUUAUAGUUUGCCCAAGAAACUAGACUGCAUAAAAACAUCUAUUUGCAACUGCCUUCUUCGUGGCUCAGGUAGCAAAACUUCAAAGCAUCAUCUGAGACUAAGAAGAUCACAGAAUAAAUUUUCACUGAGACAGAGAAAACCACAGAGAAAGCUGCAGUCGACUCUUCUGAAGGAAAUUCAGCAGUCCGCCCAACGGACUCAGCCUUUUACAGUUACCAGCAGACAGAGACUCUCACACUGUACAGGUCAUAGAACUGAUCUGAACCCUAACAGUAAGCAACCCUUGAGCAGCACAGUUUCCAACCCCGUCUUACAAACUAAGGAGAAACAAAAUCGUGAAAAUCUAACAGGGAGGAAUGAAAAUGAAACUGACUCAUGGACAGUGAUGCAAAUAAAUAAAGAUACAUCAGGAAUCAGUAAGGAGACAGAUGAUAUUGAUGAUAUUUUUGCUUUAAUGGGAGUGUAGAUGCUAAGUGAGAUCUUUAAGUGAUUAGCAGACUAGUUCAGUUUUCAGCUAUUUUAAGUGAAACUCCUGAGAUCUGCAAAGAUCUGAAAGCACCACAUGGACUCAGAGAAGAGCUGAUUUAGUGCAGCAUUAUAAAGCAGAUCAUUUCGGUUCAAUAAACAUUUUUAGUAGCUUUGUGUCAUUUAAAUAAUUUACUACUAAACAGUCAAAUCUGACUUUGACUAAAUGCUGUUAAGAAAAAUCGACCAUAUCCUGCCUUGAAAAGCAGAUGUAAUUCCUUACCUUCAUGAAGCUGGUAGGUUUCAGAAAAACUGAAUAAUUUUAUGCCUUACCAGGGAAUUAAGAUCCAAAUAAUUAGGUUUGCAAAAACCUACCCUGUGCCUUAAGAUAAAUAGGGAGUGGAAGUGGGGAGUAGCAAGGAAGCACCUAAAAGGCCACUCUGACCUUACUGGCUGGGUUAUAGGCAAGUCCACUUCUGGACAACAAGGUCUGUAGCUUCUAAUGGUGGUGCUGUCUUGUUGAUGUAUUAGAAUUGGUCAUCAAAGGAACUCAAAAGUUUUGCCACUAGUUGUAUUACCAGGGACUGGUCACAACCAUUAUUUCACUAUUUAUUCACCUUAAUUCAUAGAACAGCAUAUUAAUAUGCUUUUGGAAAUUUCCGAAAGUUUGUGGGAUAUUUUGGUUUAUUUAUAGGGUAUGAGUAACUGAUUCCAAAAAGGAUAUAAUGUGACUCAUGGUUACACAUACAAUACAAUAGGAUAACAAAGUAGAAGUGGGUAGAAAGUUAAAUGAAAAAAUAAAACUAGGAAACACAAAAUAGACCCAGGAAUGAGGCUAAACAUAAAUUUAUAAUUUGGGACUGAUGCUGUCAUUUGAUAUUUGUAAGUUGCUUGUUCAAGUGUUCUGAGAGGUGAAUCUUAGAUAUUUUCAAAUAAUGAUGUGAAGUUUGAAAUAAUUUUUCAAAUGUUCUAGCUUACUAGAAAGGCUGAUAAGCUUCUCUGUUAAGUAGGUUGUAGCCUUAAGUUUUCUUUAUAUACAGACAUAAAAAAUACAACAAUGCAUUGAUA